GAUCGGUUGAUGUUGUGGAGCUGCAGUUGUAGCAGGAUGUGGCUGUUUACAUUAAACGCUUUGCCCUAUUUUUUGCUUUUAUUGGGGAAAAGAAAUGUCUUUGCCCUCCAAGAUGUAACCGCGGAGCUUUUUGGGAGCGCUAAGUAUGGGAAGGUGGCGGCGUUUGGCGACUUUAACUCGGAUAAACAGACUGACAUCUUCAUCAUCAGAGACCAGUCUGAACUGGUGAUUUUCUUGGCUGACUCCACAUCUCCUUACUUCAAACCCAAAGUUAACAUCUCCAAGGAUGUUUUCCCAAAGAAUGCUGUUAUAACCGGCGUUGUCCCUGGAGAUUACGAUGGAGACUCUCAGAUGGAUGUCCUUCUAACCACUCAAAUCAAUCCUACAGAAACAUCUGUUUUUGUCUUCUGGGGAAACAAUCACACAUUAGACACUGCUGGCUUCCUGGCCAUGAAUAUUACCAUGAAAGAUCAGCCUCUCGUUAUGGAUUUCAACGGGGACAUGAUUCCGGAUGUUUUUGGGGUGACUAACCCACCCAAAACUGAAAUCUGUUACCUCAGCGACAGGAUUCAAAAGUGUCACGAAGCUCUUACAUCAUCAGUCACAAUGCGAACGCCUCACUCUAAUGCCUUCAUUGACCUCAACAACGACUUCACUGCUGAUUUGUUCCUGACAACUGAAGGGGACACCUUUGAGAUCUGGCUCAAUAAGGAUGGUGCCUUCACUAAGCAGGAGGUUGUGUCUAAACCAGCUGCAAAGACCAUCGGCCAGUCCUCGUUCGUUGACUUUGAUGGUGAUGGCUAUCAGGACCACCUUCUCCCUGCAUGUUUAGAUGAUGCCUGUCAGCAGAGUAUCAUCUACGCUGCCAAGCGGACUUCCAAAGAGUGGGUCCCGGUGCUGGCAGACUUCAAACAGAGGGACACAUUUUGGGGCUUUGUACCAGGAACCCCCAGCCAACCUCUGGUCCUGCAUCUCGGAGACUACAACCUGGACGGCUUUCCUGACGCACUUGUGAUCCUCCGCAACACCAGCAACAGUGAUCAGCGGGCCUUCCUGUUGGAGAACGUUAUCUGUAAUGUCCCCGACUGUGCUGGUGUUGGACGGAUGUUUCGGAUCCACUGGGACCAAACGGACCUGGGAGCGAUCCAGAAGGCCGUCAUGGCUACUUUCUUUGACAUCUAUGAGGAUGGAAUAUUAGACAUGAUCGUCCUGAGCCAGACAGAGGAGAAAAAAGACUUAAUGAUCCACGCAUUGAAGAACAAUUUUGAAGCUGAUGCCUAUUUUGUUAAAGUGAUGGUGCUCAGCGGCCUCUGCUCUAAUUCCUGUCCUGAGGAUGUGAAGCCUUUCGGUGUGAAUCAGCCAGGCCCUUAUGUCAUGUACACCACAGUGGACUCUAAUGGCUACUUGAAAAAUGCCUCAGCGGGCCAGUUAAGCCAAUCAGCACAUUUCUCCCUGCAGCUGCCCUACACUGUGCUGGGCCUUGGACGAAGCGCCAACUUCCUGGAUCACCUCUUUGUUGGCAUUCCCAGGCAGCCUGGAGAAACGGAGAUGAGGAAACAGGAGUGGACGGCCAUCAUUCCCAACUCUCAGCUCAUAGUUAUUCCGUACCCACACAAUAAUCCCCGCAGCUGGAGCGCUAAGUUGUACCUUACUCCGAGCAACAGCGUGCUGCUGACGGCCAUCGCGCUGAUCGGAGUGUGCGUCUUCAUCCUCGUGAUUAUCGGCAUCCUCCACUGGAAAGAGAAGAAAGCGGACGACAGAGAGAAGAGGCAGGAAGCCCAUCGCUUCCAUUUUGACGCCAUGUGAAGGAGGAGCGCUGCAUGACGGAGGAGCCUCCUUUCCUCCUCCGCUCCGUCGGCCACAAUUUCAAACAUCCACUCAUUUUGACCCAGACUCAUUCCUGGGGCCUGUAAUUCCACACUUAUGUUCCCUAAAGAGUUUCUGUUUUUAUCCUUUUCAGUCAAUGAGCAAAGUGUGAAAUAUUUAUGUUGCAUUUGAUUUAUUCAUUCCAGUGUUCGAAGCAUGGGGGGGGGGCAUCCUUCUAGGGAUUACAGUGAAGAUUUAAGCAGCGAUUUAUCACGACUGACUCUGUUUCGCUCUGAGAUUUAAAUGCCAGCCAUGCAACCUGCUUCUACCUGUUUGUUGGGGAAAAUGUUUACUAAAGCGAAGCAUCUUCUGGGUCAAAUGUUAAAAAGGGUGUAAUAUUAACUGCUACUGCUUUUCAUCUUUGUAUAUUUUAUUCACAUCAGGCUUCUUCUGAGAAUCUAAACUGAUCUGAAUGGCCUGAUAUUGCUUUGACCAGGAGCUGCAGAAGAACCGGCUCUGUUCUGUGUGUUAAAGCUUCCAGCCUCACCUAACCUGAUGGAACAGCUUCCCAGUCUGCUGGGCGCAAAUUCAUCUUUUUCCCCAGUUGAUUGUGUCGCAGCUUAUUGUGAAAAUGCAUAAAAACGACGGGGGUAUCCUGCAGAGAUGUAACAGUCGUGCAUCCAGGCUGAGGGAAUAGUCUAGAAACUGUUAAUCCUGCUGAGUGAAACAAACGUUUCUCAGGAAAUAGUUUUUUGUUUUGUCGUUUUAAAGCUUAAUUGAUCUGUUAUUUAUUUUAAAGGAUGAUCUUUUGUCCACUAAGUUGUUUGCACUUUUAAACUAAUUGGGUGUAUCUACUGUAAGUGAUUUUUUGUAUUGUGGAUUCAGCUUGCAAAUGAAUGUUUAUGCAUCUAACUGUGUUUAACUCACUGUGGCUGAGAAUAAAGGUUUCUG
Cyprinodon variegatus (sheepshead minnow) is the source of this 2757-nucleotide messenger RNA. It is a transcript of the gene itfg1, whose product is annotated as integrin alpha FG-GAP repeat containing 1. The transcript has 18 exons. Gene Ontology annotation, cellular component: plasma membrane. Bases 10 to 1806 code for a protein of 598 amino acids. NCBI's taxonomy places the organism in Eukaryota, Metazoa, Chordata, Actinopteri, Cyprinodontiformes, Cyprinodontidae. The record is from RefSeq and is a predicted model, not a curated record.